Asparagus officinalis (garden asparagus) is the source of this 813-nucleotide messenger RNA. Its product is annotated as QWRF motif-containing protein 7-like. The transcript is spliced from 5 exons. Gene Ontology annotation, cellular component: centrosome; cytoplasm; nuclear microtubule. Gene Ontology annotation, biological process: spindle assembly; centrosome cycle. NCBI's taxonomy places the organism in Eukaryota, Viridiplantae, Streptophyta, Magnoliopsida, Asparagales, Asparagaceae. Gene Ontology annotation, molecular function: microtubule binding. The record is from RefSeq and is a predicted model, not a curated record. The coding region runs from base 1 to 750 and encodes 249 amino acids.
AUGGUAAUGCAUUGUGACAACCAGUCUGGCAUUUAUAUUACACAGAAUCCUGUGUUUUAUGAGAGGACAAAACAUAUUGAAGUUGACUGUAAUUAUGUUAGAGAUGCUUGGGAGAAGAAGAUAGUAUCUCUCAUAUUUACUCCGUCUUCACAGCAACUUGCUGAUAUUCUUACCAAGGCUAUUUCUUUAAAGAAAAAGCUCUUCUUCGCUUGGCUGAAAAUCAACGAGCUAAGAAACAUAGUCGCAGCUAAAAGGAUCCUAAUCCAACGUCGAAAGCACAAGCUGAGAUUAUCUCGGGUCCUCAAUCCUCAAGUCCAUUUCCUUAACCAAUGGGAGCCUCUUGCAAAGAGACACAUCGAAUCCAUAACGGGAUUGUCCAAAGUUUUAGAAGCUGUCUGCAUCCCAAUUCCUCUUGUUGACGGCGCCCAGACUAAUUUAGUGUUGCUACAUAGUUAUUUUUCUAUGUCAAUGGAGAUUAUGGUGGAAAUCGAAGCUGCAGUCAGGCUAUUCUACUCAAAGGUUGAAGAAGUGAGCACAAUACUAGCCCAAUUGGCAGAGACCGUAGGUCUAGAAAUGGAGGGCAUCGAGGAAUUGAUCAAAACAAGCAAAAAGAUCACCAAAUUGGAGAUGCACGAGACGAGUCUGAGAGCUAAUCUGAUUCAAGCAGUGAAGAAGGAAGUUGAGCCAACUCCAUUAUCAACCUUAAGACUGCAGUCAUGGACGCAGAGUCAUCAAUGGCCUAUUUACUAACCUUUGCAGUUCUCUUUUCCAUAGAUUGUGUUUUCAUAAAGUAUUUAUGUGUAUUUAUUCCUC